Messenger RNA from Doryrhamphus excisus (bluestripe pipefish), 870 nucleotides. RefSeq names its product histone H2A-like. Lineage: Eukaryota; Metazoa; Chordata; Actinopteri; Syngnathiformes; Syngnathidae. Gene Ontology annotation, molecular function: structural constituent of chromatin; protein heterodimerization activity; DNA binding. The record is from RefSeq and is a predicted model, not a curated record. Gene Ontology annotation, cellular component: nucleosome.
GAAACAAAAGCUCAUACCCAACAUGUCUGGACGAGGCAAAACCGGCGGCAAGGCUAGAGCAAAGGCCAAGACCAGGUCUUCCCGUGCUGGGUUGCAGUUCCCCGUGGGUCGUGUCCACAGGCUGCUGCGUAAGGGUAACUAUGGCGAGCGUAUCGGUGCCGGCGCCCCCGUCUACUUGGCGGCUGUGCUGGAGUACCUGACAGCUGAGAUCCUGGAGUUGGCUGGAAACGCAGCCCGUGACAACAAGAAGACCAGGAUCAUCCCCCGCCAUCUGCAGUUGGCUGUCCGCAACGACGAGGAGUUGAACAAACUCCUCGGUGGCGUCACCAUCGCUCAGGGUGGUGUCCUGCCCAACAUUCAGGCUGUUCUUCUGCCCAAGAAGACCGAGAAGCCCGCCAAAAAAUAAGAUGAAUUCCUGAUACUCCAACCACCACAACGGCUCUUUUAAGAGCCACCCAUAUCUCACUUUAGACAUAUUCCUUUCAACAACUCAUUGCUAACAUUUACACUUUGUGUUAAGACCAUAUUCAGCACGGACACUCCUAAUAGAACAACUUAAGUGAGCUAUAUAAUAUUUUCACUGAAUGUAUGAUAUUUAUAUAAUGUAUGAUAUAAUAUAUAUUAUUCCAUUUUAGUUGAACGUAUUUCUUCAAACACAUGCCUCAUGAUAUAUCACAAUGACAGUGUCUGAUCUUAAAAUAGAGGAGGUGGGAGCCAGCUACUGUGUCCCUCAAGUGCUAAUGUGAUUAGAAUGUUGUUUUGUAUGCUACUUACUAAAUGAAAAGGACAAUAUGAUUUUAAGUAAGACAAGUUAAACACUUGAUAACGCACAAUGAACAUGCUAUCAUAGCAUAUAUUAGCAUUUCCUGG